Geosmithia morbida is the source of this 2139-nucleotide messenger RNA. RefSeq lists its product as uncharacterized. The transcript has 3 exons. Gene Ontology annotation, molecular function: nucleic acid binding. Lineage: Eukaryota; Fungi; Ascomycota; Sordariomycetes; Hypocreales; Bionectriaceae. Bases 1 to 2139 code for a protein of 712 amino acids. The record is from RefSeq and is a predicted model, not a curated record.
AUGCCAGCCUUGAACCAUAAUCUGCCCGUUGCCCGGAGAAUGAGGUCCAACCCAGACGUCGAGCAAGAUGUUGCCGGCCGUCAGGCUGGCCGUCCUCCGCAUGGGCCCGUACAGCCCGCAUCUGGCGAACCUUCCAGCUCAAGCACGAGCCGGGCCGACAAUGGCCGGGGAAGGGUCACUGCUCCUCGCUGGGAGCUCACGUCUGACUGGAGGCAGACAAGACCUGGCACACACAUCGACCCUCCAACCGAGUCUGACCAGGAGAGCCGCCAUCGGGAACACGCCUGGGCACUUGAUAUUCUGGCUCACACGGCGUACAACGCCGGGAACAGCCGUCGUGACGAGCUCCGGCCGUCUCCGCCUAGUGCGCUUCGGAUCAGCCUGCGCGAUCGAGCAAACGAUAUCAUGGAGUUUCGACUCAACAACCACCAGGCCCUGGCAUACCAUCACGCCCAGGCUGCUGCUCACAGGCGGCAGGUCAGUCGGGCACCUAACCCAGGCGCUUGCAAUUCCUCGACGAACCCUGAAUGCACCGGUGGGAUCCCCGGGACACCAUGCCGAGUCUACGGGAGCCAGGGGCAUCCCAUCCCUCAGGCUUCUUACAGAAAGGCUCUUGGAAAUGCCCAGUUUGGCACCAGGCACUCGCACCAUAUGGCGCCGCUCUCGACACAGGAUCCCCUAUCGGGCUCCAACACCCAGACUAGCCAUCGCGGCGGACUUCGAACGCAGGCCUAUCGGCAAGUGCUCCCAGCGCCACCUGCACAGCGGCACGGACAGCAGACUCCGUUGCCUCGUACUCAGAACGACGACGACCCGCCUCAAACGUUGGCCGUCUUCAGCCUCCGGGCUGUACCGACCGCCUUCCCCGGGCGUCAGUUAUCGGAGCGCGAGGACGUGCCUCAACCCCCAAACAACCAGCGCAUAGUGCCGGAUGCAAUUCCCGCCGCCGACUACCAUGCGUCCCAGCUCCCCAGCGGACAGCCCGGAUACACGCAUGAGGCCACGGCUACAAGCACGACCGAUGCUGACGCAAAGAACCGUGGCCCGCUCGACUGUUCUGCAAACUUGGCCCAAGUCCCCCUUCCCUUAUUCGGACUGGAGGAGUCAGGCCGCGAGAACGAUUGUGGUUACCUACUCGGCCUCCUAAGGUGCCCCGGAUGCUCACCCUCGGCAGACAGGCGUCCCGGGACAGUCGAGCCGCCAAAGCUACCCAGCAGUAAUCCCUGCUCUGAAUCGGCGCCCCCGUUACCCGCAGCUGGGAGUCAAGUCGAGAAGGAGGGCUACCGUCCGAUGAGGGCCGUCUUGGAGAGGAAACGGGGGGGUACCAGUCCGAACGACUCGGGUUAUUCAUCUAUGCGCAGCCGUAGAGAUAGCUCCAGUUCAGACUCCGGUCCCGAUUCCGGCUCCUUGGAGGAUCGGGUCCCGUCUCGGCAGCAGGAGGCUGGGAGCACGGAUCGGAUACCCUUCUCGGCAAACUACAGGGGAUCGCAUUCGGCCAAGAACGCCGGCGUUCCCCAUCUGCCGGACGACCAGAACUGCUGCCUGUGGCUGUACAACAUGGCCCCGAACCUGACUUUCAAGGAGCUCUUCGAGUCCCUGCGGGGCACCGGCCGCAUCUUCAGCGCGCACAUCAACCAGUCCGACGGGAAGAAGUUCGAGACGGCCGCGGCAAAGGUCUGCUUCUUCGAGCCCGGAGCAGCGGCCAGGUGCAUGAGGAUGCUCAAGGAGGGGGUCGUCACCAUCCGCGGCUACACGACGCAGGGAAGGUACAACCGCAUCAAGAUCCCGCAGCACGAGUACAGGAGCUACGUCUCGCGCGUGCUCCUCAUCACGGGAGACGGGGCAUACGUAAACCAGCGCUGCCUGACCCGGUACCUCGGCAAGUUUAUCGACUUUGGCACGGACGAGGUCAUCGUCGUCGACGACGAGCAUCGAGAUACCGUCACCGUCGAGUUCCGCUUUGCAAGCUGGAGCAACCAGGCCCAGGCUGUCAAGGCCUGUCUUGAGAAGGAGAAGCCCGUCUGGUUACAGAGAGUUGAGUACCAGAGGGAUCCAUGCGAGAUCAACGAGGGCGAGGGCGAUGACGACGAAACAGCUGAAAGGGGAUGGCGGUGUAUAAAUAAGGGAAGAGGCAUGUGA